Messenger RNA from Triticum turgidum subsp. durum (durum wheat), 882 nucleotides. The record is from the annotation of a GenBank genome assembly. Lineage: Eukaryota; Viridiplantae; Streptophyta; Magnoliopsida; Poales; Poaceae.
AUGGUGGGCUCGGCCGCCUACUCGGCGACCUCCAUCGUGGUGGUGAUGGCCAAGGACAAGGGCAGGGGGAAGGGCACCAAAGGGGGCGCCGCCUCCUCCUCCGCCGCCAACAAGGUCAGCUCACGGCGGCCUCCGAGGAUUACAUCCAACGUCAAGCAGAAUCUGAGGAUCGUGAAAUUCUGGAAGGACUACGAAAGGAAGCAAACAAGCGGGCCUCAGCCUGCCACCAGGUUCCGCAAAAAGAAAGUAAUGAAGGAGGUGCUUCCCGAUGACACGGACUUCUACGAGGACCCUUCUGCCACUCUUACCUGCACAAAUGACGGCAACUUGGAGAUCGCCUCCCCGGUUAUUCUUGUGGAUGGCUACAAUGUAUGUGGCUACUGGGGAAAGCUUAAGAGUGAUUUCUUGAAUGGGAAUCAAGGAAUUGCGAGGCAGAUGCUCAUUGAUGAGCUGGUAUCAUUCAGUGCAGUACGAGAGAUAAAAGUUGUAGUGGUAUUUGACGCUGCAUUGUCCGGGCAAGCUACACACACUGAAACUUAUAAAGGGGUUGAUGUGGUAUAUUCUGCUGACUUAUCUGCUGAUUGUUGGAUUGAGAAGGAGGUUGAAGCUUUGGUGGCAGAUGGAUGUCCAAAGGUCUGGGUUGUAACGUCGGAUGUACUGGAGCAACAAUUAUCACAUGGCGAAGGUGCUCUUAUUUGGAGCUCUAAAAGACUGGUUAAAGAGAUAAAAGAAUCAGAACUGGAGCUCGACGAAGAGCUGAAGGAAAUCAGGUCAACAUCAUUGCAAGGAAAGAUUUUUCAGCACAAGCUGAAACCUAAAGUAGUGCAAGGUUUAAAAAAUCUUCGGAAUCAGCUCGAAGAACAAGAGCGGAAAAAGAAGUGA